Molecule: messenger RNA, 3017 nt
Organism: Clupea harengus (Atlantic herring)
Lineage: Eukaryota; Metazoa; Chordata; Actinopteri; Clupeiformes; Clupeidae
Product: excision repair cross-complementation group 3
Exons: 15
Coding region: 139-2496 (785 amino acids)
Biological process (GO): transcription initiation at RNA polymerase II promoter; nucleotide-excision repair
Cellular component (GO): nucleotide-excision repair factor 3 complex; transcription factor TFIIH holo complex; transcription preinitiation complex
Molecular function (GO): 3'-5' DNA helicase activity; hydrolase activity; ATP binding
Source: RefSeq, a predicted model, not a curated record
CCACUCAACGUAAACUUCCGUGCUUCGUACGCGAAUAGGGAAGCAUGCAUACGACCAUGGGCAUGUUGUGUUUCUCAUAAAAUAGCAGUCAAACAAAAGCGUGCAUUAUAAAGUCCCGUGUAAGUUGUGGCUGAUAACAUGGGGAAAAAAGAUAAAGGAGAUCGAGAGCGCAAGUCGUCCAAGAAGCGGUUUCACGAUGAGGAGGACGAUGAGGAGGAGGCGGCCGGAGGCGACACGCAGGAGGCCAUCCCCGCCGCGGCGGGUAAACAGGUGGAUGAAGCCGCUAUCAAACAGGACGAGUACGGGGCUAAAGACUACCGGCUUCAGAUGCACCUGAAGAAUGAUUACGGAUCGCGUCCUCUUUGGGUGGCCCCAGACGGCCACAUCUUCCUCGAGGGUUUCUCUCCCGUCUACAAGUAUGCCCAGGACUUCCUGGUAGCCAUAGCUGAGCCUGUGUGCCGGCCCAUCCACCUCCACGAGUACAAGCUGACGGCGUACUCUCUCUACGCGGCCGUCAGCGUGGGCCUGCAGACCUCCGACAUCAUCGAGUACCUGGAGAAGCUCAGCAAAACCUCCGUCCCCGAUGGCAUAGUGCAGUUCAUCAAGCUCUGUACUGUGAGCUACGGCAAGGUCAAAAUGGUCCUGAAGCACAACAGGUACUUUGUGGAGAGUGCGUUCCCUGAGGUCAUUCAGCGUCUGCUGCAGGAUGCGGUGGUGAAAGACUGCCGUCUGCGCACAUCUGAGGGAGAGGAGACGGAACUCAUAACGGAGAUCAUCUCUAGCAAACCCGCGAUCUCUAAGUCAGCGUCUGACAUCGGGGGCCCGUCCGCCGGGGCUCCUGGAGAAGGGCCCAAUGGGGGCCAGGUGCCCGAGGACAUCUACAGCUACUACGAGCAGAUGGACAAGGACGAAGAGGAAGAGGAGGAGACGCAGACCGUGUCCUUUGAGAUCCGGCAGGAGAUGAUCGAGGAGCUGCAGAAGCGCUGUAUCCAGCUGGAGUAUCCCCUCUUGGCCGAGUACGACUUCCGCAACGACACGGUGAACCCGGACAUCAACAUGGACCUGAAGCCCACGGCCGUGCUCCGGCCCUACCAGGAGAAGAGCCUCCGCAAGAUGUUCGGCAACGGCCGCGCCCGCUCCGGCGUCAUCGUCCUGCCCUGCGGCGCGGGGAAGUCUCUGGUGGGCGUGACGGCGGCGUGCACGGUGCGUAAGCGCUGCCUGGUGCUGGGCAACUCCUCGGUGUCGGUGGAGCAGUGGAAGGCCCAGUUCAAGAUGUGGUCCACCAUCGACGACUCGCAGAUCUGCCGCUUCACGUCCGACGCCAAGGACAAGCCAAUCGGCUGCUCCGUGGCCAUCAGCACCUACUCCAUGCUGGGACACACCACCAAGCGCUCCUGGGAGGCCGAGCGGGUCAUGGAGUGGAUGAAGAGCCAGGAGUGGGGACUCAUCAUCCUCGACGAGGUGCACACCAUCCCUGCGAGGAUGUUCCGGCGUGUUCUGACCAUCGUCCAGGCCCACUGCAAGCUGGGACUGACGGCGACGUUGGUCCGAGAGGACGACAAGAUCGUCGACCUGAACUUCCUGAUCGGGCCGAAACUCUACGAGGCCAACUGGAUGGAGCUGCAGAACAACGGAUACAUUGCCAAGGUCCAGUGCGCUGAAGUGUGGUGUCCCAUGUCGCCGGAGUUUUACCGGGAGUACGUGGCCAUCAAGACGAAGAAGCGCAUUCUUCUCUACACGAUGAACCCCAACAAGUUCCGCGCCUGCCAGUUCCUCAUCCGCUUCCACGAGCGCCGCAACGACAAGAUCAUCGUCUUCGCCGACAACGUCUUCGCCCUCAAGGAAUACGCCAUCCGCCUCAACAAACCCUACAUCUACGGACCCACGUCACAAGGAGAGCGGAUGCAGAUUCUGCAGAACUUCAAACACAAUCCCAAGAUCAACACCAUCUUCAUCUCCAAGGUGGGUGACACGUCCUUUGACUUGCCCGAAGCGAACGUUCUCAUCCAGAUUUCUUCUCAUGGUGGCUCUCGCCGGCAGGAAGCUCAGAGGCUCGGCAGAGUCCUCCGCGCCAAAAAAGGGAUGGUAGCGGAGGAGUACAAUGCCUAUUUCUACUCGCUGGUGUCUCAGGACACUCAGGAGAUGGCCUACUCCACCAAGAGACAGCGCUUCCUCGUCGACCAGGGAUACAGCUUCAAGGUGAUCACUAAGAUGGCCGGGAUGGACGAGGAGGACCUGAUGUUCUCCUCUCGCGAGGAGCAGCAGAUGCUCCUGCAGAAGGUGAUAGCCGCCUCCGACCUGGACGCGGAGGACGAGGUGGUCAGCGGCGAGAUGGGAGGCGGGAGGCCUCAGUUCUCGAGGCGUCCGGGUGCGAUGAGCUCCAUGUCGGGGGCCGAUGAUGCGUUCUACAUGGAGUACCAGUACGGGCGGGGCAGCAGAUCAGCGGCGGCAGCAGGCAAGCACCUCCACCCCCUCUUCAAACGCUUCCGCAAGUAACCCCUCUGCCAUGGCCAACCACCCCUCAGCCACGGCAAACUGCCCCUCAGCCACGGCAAACUGCCCCUCUCGAUGCCCCUCCACCCCGCUUCUCUCCAAUCUGAAGUCUUUCAGUGGUGCAGCAGAGGACUAGGGAUGUUUCCAAGACGACUAGAGGACGUGACCUUUAACCCUGACUGUGUCUACACCCCCCCGCACCCCCCCCAGCACCGACGGUGUGCUGAUAGCGUCAUUAGGCCUCCGUUUUUUGGAGUCGUUGUUUUGUUCUUAAUUCUCGAACUGAUUUGGUUCAUUUAGUCUCCAGUCUUGGACUCAGCUGGUCCGUGUACGGGGCUCAACGUGCUGUUUGCUUGGGGAAGAAGUCAUUGGAGUUCAUUCGUUUAUUCGGCUCCCUUUCUCUUCCUAGAAAUAAACACAUUAAUGACUGAAUUCGUCAAACUAAACGAGGCACGCCUAUAUGACCUUCCUUUGUGGGGAUGUUCGACUCGUAUGGGGGGUAUCAGAUGCCCCCCCCCCCCCAA